Messenger RNA from Panicum hallii, 645 nucleotides. RefSeq lists its product as uncharacterized. The transcript has a single exon. The record is from RefSeq and is a predicted model, not a curated record. The coding region runs from base 120 to 461 and encodes 113 amino acids. Lineage: Eukaryota; Viridiplantae; Streptophyta; Magnoliopsida; Poales; Poaceae.
ACAAGCUGACUUGUGAGAGCAAGAGUUUCUACAGUUCUGCAUCACAUUUGCUCUCCUACUUUACAUUCAACACAUCCAUCAUCCUCGCUCUUGAGUCCUCUCUCUCGUAGUCUGAAGAGAUGCCUCGGUUCUUCCUCUUCUGCUUGGUGUCCAGCCAACUGGCCAUGACCACCGUCAUGGCGCGGCCGUUCGCCGUCUUCUUGGACGGCGGCGCGAUGAGAAGCGUAGCAGACGCUCCUUCCGCUCCUGAUGUGCUGCACGCGCACUCCCUGCUCGAGUCCAGGUUCGUCGGGUCGCCGCUGAGCUCGCACCACCGCCAGCACGGCCCCUUCGACCGGACGUUCGCCGGCGGCAAGAUCAUCGUGGCGGGCCUCGCCGCGGCCAUCAUCGUCGCCAUCUUCUGCUACAUCCGGAUCACGAGGAAGAAGAAGGUGGAGGUGGCAGUGGAGCCAAAAGUUUGAUUACUAGGCCUGACCAUACUCCUUCGACUUCAGAGAAAAGAAAAAAAAAAUAAUCGUUUGAGUUCCACAUACACAGAGUGAGGAUGGAUAUAUGGGUGCAAGUGUAAACCCCGUAGAUCCGUUGUAACAUGUAAACAAGUAUUUGUGACGAAUAUAGAUGGUUUCUGUGCCAGAAUCCUUCGGU